Colossoma macropomum (tambaqui) is the source of this 2806-nucleotide messenger RNA. RefSeq lists its product as uncharacterized. The record is from RefSeq and is a predicted model, not a curated record. Bases 19 to 2034 code for a protein of 671 amino acids. Lineage: Eukaryota; Metazoa; Chordata; Actinopteri; Characiformes; Serrasalmidae. The transcript has 16 exons.
GACUGGGUGUCAGGGUGCAUGGUGCCUCUGAUUGGAACCAUGGAGGAUGCAGAUGGCAAAGGGCUGGUCCCCAUCCGCUUUGGGGCACGAACGGUGGACCCAGUGACCGGCAUGCUGGCUCCGGUGGUUGGAGCUCGGCUAGAUGUGUGGAAGAGGACCAUAGUCCCAGUAACUGUGUCCCAGUGUCUGACUGUAGGAGACACUGCCGACAGCGUGCUGGUGGAGGCCUUGCAAAGGGAGUGCAGUGCGAGGGGUCGAUUUUGGCGACAGCAGAGAGUGAAAGAGGAAGAGCUGGUGGCAGAUUUAGAGCGUACCCUGAGGAACUGCCUCUACAUAGCCAUACAGGAGGAGUCAGACCGUCUUUUGUGGACAGACACAGAGAGGCAAGUGAACGAAGCCACAGCAGAGCUUCAGGAGGCAGCCCACACUGAGGCUCAGAGAAGAAGUGCUCAGAACUCAGAGCUCUCCCUCAUCUUGCCCGCCCACGUCCUGCUUACUCUCACUGGAGGUGAUGAGGAAGAGUGGGAGCAGCAGAGUCACUGGCACACUGAACUAACAACUGUAUUGAACAGAGUAAGCGUGUUGAUGGCGAGGCAGCAGUGGGAGCAAGAUCAACCGACAUUGUCAGAAGAGCAUCCGGAUGAGAAGACAAGACAGAAGGAGCUGUGGGAGCAAUUAAAGCAGAGACACGCUGAGCUGGAUGCUGCCCUAUCCUCAGUGCACUGGACUCGUGAGCUCAGCCAGCUCCAUGCUGACACCGCGCAGGCUAUGCUGUCAGGGUCUUUCUGGUACAGGGAUUAUUGUCAGACGCAGCCAAGAGGUGGGAGAAACCCUUUGAAAACAGCGACCAUGACUCAGCACAAAAUACUCCCUCAGCUGGAGCGCCUCAUUCAGCUGCUGGAGGACGGCAAACUCCCCAGCCCCUCCGCCAGUGCCCAGCGCCAGCAGAGCUCCGAACUGUCCGCAAAGCAGACGUUUGACCGGGACACAUGCUCUAGAGCGUGGACUGUGUCCGUCCCAGUGGCUAAAGCAGUGUCCACUCACUCACUGAAAGAUCAUGAAAAGGCCUCAGCUGUGAGUGAGCAGAACGGCUUGAAGAUGCCCUUGUCCAGCACAUCUACACAGAGAGGACAGGACAGCGGCCUAGCUGAAAGCCAAGAUAGCCAACGUCUCAAGGAACCUGGUUUUCCCCUGCACGCCAUGGUCCCCAAACUGGCAGGUGAGGACUGGACCAGGCUGCUGGAGCUCUCUCCGCUCUUCCAGCUCAUCAAAGAGGUGGACCAGCAGAUCAGAAACAGAGCAUGGAAAGUAGGCCUGCUCAACGGAGACCAAUCAGGCUCAGGGCGCCCCUUCAUUGAUUUCUUGGAUGCACAGUGGGAGUGUGAGGGAGACCUGGUUCAAGUCAGCACUGAUACCCUCAACCCUCGAGAGGUUCUGAUCUACCAGCACGGGCAGCUUCUGCUCCAGCUGCUCCACUUGCACAAAGUGGCACCAGCAGUUAAACUACAGCUUGCCUCAAGUCUUCCAGCAAACAACUACCACUCCAAUGCCUUCCGCAAUUCCUUUUACUACCAGGAGACAGAAGAGACUCUGUAUGUGCGCCAUCAGAGGCUGCAGUCUGUUGGAGGAUUUUCUCUGCUGCUCCUGCACUGUGCUGCUCACAUCUCCAUCAGCCAGCUGAGCAUCGACACCACUCCUGAGUUCCAAAGGGCCUUUUUCAAGGUGUUACAAGUGUGUCUAAGUGAGCUGUUCCGCGCUAGAUUGUCCCCCGAUUUGGCGAAAGAGAGGGUACAAAGCGGAGUGGGCACCAACUCUGUUCUUAAUAGCCUCCUGCUGGAGAGGGUGCAGAAACCUGGCCAAAGCCAAGGGAUUCUGACUGAGGAUGACGUGGCCAGGAUGUUGCAGAAGCACAGAGAGUCUUCAGUGUUCCGGCAAGUGGAGAGCCUCCUGAGAGAUAAGAAAGAGGUCAGCCCGAGCGACGGCCAGCUGCCAAUCAAACACGGCACAGACGGCCAGAACACGGCUCCAGAGUGAAAUGAUGGAUCGCUCGUGAAACAUGAGCGCUUCUGCCUUUCGCUAAAUGUGACAAGGCCAACUGUCUCAUCAAAGCUACAGCAGGUUGCCUCCUGUGAGACGGAUGGUGGCAUUAAAGUCUGGAUGAUGACUUCCUUUUGGAUCAGGUAUAUUUCACUAACUACUUUAAGACACACGUGGAAUGUUUAAGGGGGAAACUAAAGCGAAACAAAGGCUGUGUGUAUGAUUUCCUUAUGACUCAGGUGUAUUUCAGUACCUACCAAAACAUGCAUAUGUGUUCAUAUGUGUGUAGAAUGUAUAAAGAGGAACAACAAGCAAAACAAAGGUUGUAUGAAUGUAUUUGUAAAUGAAUGAAAAAGAAAAUAAUGAACAUUGUAUAUAACAAGUGCUAAUGCUGGAUUAAAAAGUACAAAAAGUUAUAAACCCAGAGUACUGAAAUACGUUUGCCUGUCUUACAUGCAACCAACAGUGUUAUUAUGCUAAAAAACAGUUUGACUGUUAAACAGCUUGACUGGAAAGCAUUCUGAAGUCAUGAAUGCUUUGAAUGUUUGACACAGUGUUAGUGUUGAAAUGAAACUUUGACAGGUUCAACUACUGAAUGCCCACUAGGCAUUGCGCAGAGAAUCAGCUCUAAAGACCUUGACGUUUUAAGCAAAAGUUUUGGGAGACACAAUCUUUUUCCUCUUCAAGAAACCUGUUGAUUUGAAGGCAAUAGGUUUUCUUAGGGCAUGGAUAGUAUGUUUGCUGCUGUAUUGUUGUUUCAAUAAAUUGG